Molecule: messenger RNA, 6024 nt
Organism: Eublepharis macularius
Lineage: Eukaryota; Metazoa; Chordata; Lepidosauria; Squamata; Eublepharidae
Gene: PPP1R3A
Product: protein phosphatase 1 regulatory subunit 3A
Exons: 4
Coding region: 17-3847 (1276 amino acids)
Biological process (GO): regulation of glycogen biosynthetic process
Cellular component (GO): protein phosphatase type 1 complex
Molecular function (GO): glycogen binding; protein phosphatase 1 binding
Source: RefSeq, a predicted model, not a curated record
UAUAUCAGAGAACCCAAUGGAGUCUUUUGAAGAACCUGGUCAGAUCAGUAGAGAGAACUUAUUAGAAGUUCCUACUUUAAAUGAUUCUCUUUCUGAAGAUGAAGAUGUUAAAAGUGCAUUUCAGCCUCGUUUCUCACCCAGCCCCCGAAGACGGAAUUCAGAUUCUUCUGAAGAAGCGGAGCCAGAAGCCCCCUCUACCAUUGCAAGAAAAGUUUCAUUUGCUGAUGCAUUUGGUUAUGACCUUGUAUCUGUUAAGGAGUUUGAUACCUGGGAAGUCCCAACUACAUUACCAAAUGAUGACUUAGAAGAUGAAGUUGUGCCUGUGGAGGAAUUCUAUUUAACUCCACUGUUUACGCUACCCACCACACAAGAAGAGCUUUUGCAAAAAGUGCGUGCACAGAAAGUAUGGCUAGAGUCCAUAGAGUUUCUACCAGGGAUAACCUGUAUGAAGGGCAUUAUUCGUGUUCUAAAUAUCUCCUUUGAAAAGCUGGUCUAUGUUAGGAUGUCCUUGGACAAUUGGCUGACUUAUUAUGACAUCUUAGCGGAAUAUGUACCUAAUUCUUGUGAUGGUGAGACCGACCAGUUCUUCUUCAAGAUUUCAUUGGUUCCUCCUUAUCAGAGAGAUGGCGCUAAAGUUGAAUUUUGUGUACGUUACGAGACAUCUGCAGGGAUAUUUUGGGCAAACUACAACCACCAUAAUUAUACUUUGAUCUGUCAUAAAAAGGAAACAGCACCGGUAGAGGAUACUAAACUCCAGGAAGAUACCGAUAAAUACAUCAAAGGCUGUUUAAAGUCAGUGCUGAACAGUAAAGAAGAAAUAUUGGCAACGGCUGAUGAAGACAUAUGGAAUAAUUCCAAGGCUUCAGAGUCAAACAUCCCCAAAAUUCGUUGUUUGGAUGUGGAUGACAAUGAAAUUAAACAAAGCAAAGAACAAGUAAAAGAUCAAAAAGAGGAACAUAUUGAAGAUGAUAAUGAAGAUAAUGAAAAAGAAUUAGAAUUGCUGCUCAGACAUCACUUCACAAGAAAUAGAGAUUCUUCCCGGGAUGAAAGCAAUGUGCACAUAUCCGAGCCAGUUAAAUUUCCAAACGACCCACAAGAUUUGGGGGACAAAGUUGACUCUGGCUUGGUUAGGCAACCCCUGCCUAUCACCUCUCUGCAAGAACAUGUUUUACAAGAACAAGAAUUGCAAAAUACUCCAAAGUAUUCAAUAGGAUAUGAUUAUAGCCAGUUAUCCCAUGAAAAAUAUUCUGCAGUAGAGUUGGUAAACAGUAGUGCACAGUCUUCAGAAUGUUUUAAUACAAGCAAAACCCUUUUAUCACAGGAGCAUUGGCCCAGAAAAAAAGAAAACCAGGCUGCCUAUAUUACAGACGUUAUCUCAAGCAAACAAGAAAUGAACCAUACAGAUCUUAAAAAAGAUGAAACUGAUAGCACCUCUGCAAGUAAAACAAUAGAGAAGUUGUUCAUCAGUGAAGAUGAUUAUGAUAAACACCAAGAAGUUUGGGAAAGAAGACCAGAAACAGUUCCUUUAAAUCCUGAUGAACCAAUUCAGUUAAAAGAAAUAUUGAAAGGACUGGGUGACAGUGUGAAGCCAGAUCAUAAACAAUGUGUGCCAAAAACAGAUCUCCAAAUUGAGUCAUCUUUGGAAAAUGUUGUCAAACAUGAACCUAAAAAGGAGAUGAUUGAAAACAAAAAUCAGUUCUAUUUAAGAGGAACAAUACAUGACAAUACCUUUCCUGAUGUUGAUACUGCAGUAACUUCCUUAGGAAGUUUACAUACUGAAGGUGAUGCUGUAGAAGAAAAAUAUAAGACAGAGUAUAAUAUUGACAUGGGAAAAGAAAUCAAAUUGAGCAUUUUAGAACAUCCUCCAGAAGAGGAACAAGCUCACCCUUUAACAACAAAGGCUACUGAUACAAAAGAUCUUACUGAAAUACAAAGCCAGUCAUGGUUGUCCAGCACAGAUAGUUAUGAAUUUGGCCCAGCAGCUGAGUUAAGCCAAGGAGAGAUCCAGAGGCCUUCUAGUGAGCUAAGUGAAGUACAAGAUGAGGCAAUUCAUGAAUCAACAAAGAUUCCAUGGUUAAACGAUAAAGAAAGCUCAGUCAGAAGAAACAAAGAAGAAGAAAGUUCCAUUGUAAGUAAAGAUUUUAAAAAACUGGACAACCGACAUUCAGAAGACACUAAUCCAAUUCAAUUUUGUACAAGUAACCCCGAAUGUGUAACAUCAACAGAUGAAGGAAUCGCUACACACUCUGCAUCAAUAAAUCAAGAGGAUGUGUUUGAUGCUGGGGGGAAUUUAGAAAGAGGAAAGUACAGUCAGAGCUACAACCCAGAAAACAGAAAUAUUUUGGAGGCAGAGCCCUGCCAAAAUGAACCCGACAGGGCUAUUACAGAUGAUCACAGCAAUGAGGUUGGGCUGGGGAAUCAAAGUUGGAGUGCUUUAGAAAGUCAGUCGGCAGAAAGGGAAAGUGAAGCCAAUAAAAGAGCACAAAUGAAAGAGCGAACAGGUGGCGAAGCCAUGUGGGGAAUUAGAGAUAAUAUAAGAUGUUUGAAUGUAACUCCCACAGAUGAAUUGUUUACCUGCCAAGACCCAGUGAGAUAUGAAGAAUAUUCUGUAGCUGAAUAUGAUAGUACAAGGGAAGCCGAGGCAGGUACAGCAGCUUAUAUAAUUAAAAUGACAUCAGAAAGUACUCCAGAAAAAAUGUCUGCUGGUGAAAAAGCAGUAAUUGUUAAGCUACCUCAAGAGACUGCACUAAGUGACAGGCCCACAGAGGAAAAGGAAACGGUGUUUGAUAUACAUGAAGGGAGAAAUGAUGGUUCCCAUUAUCCUCUUUGUCAAUGCAAUACAGUGGGUGUAUUAUAUGACACCAAAUUUGAAAAGGAAUCAAUUUCAGAUAUUUAUAAUGCACAUACACAUGAAACAGUGCAAGGAGAAAUGAUGUCAGUACCCAGUGCAAGUGAAAAACUUGCCGGAGCAGAACAUAAUACUGAAAACGAUUCACCAUUAGUUGAAAUAUUAUGGACUUCUGCUGCAGAAGGAAAAACAAUCUUGGAGCAGGAUUUAUCAUCGGAAGCAUCUCUGAAUGUUUCACAAUGUCCUCAGCCAGACCUGUACAAUGAACAGGCUGAAGAGAAAAGCAUUUGGGGAACAUUUCCCCCUGUAGGUACUAUAACUGAACAUAUAAUUUCUCCUCCUGAUAUUAAUGUUGUGGCUAGCUCUUAUGAAAGUGCCUCGAUACCCUCUUCUGAACAGCACGCUGAACUUGACACCGAUGAAAGAGGCAACACAUCACAUCUGUAUAUGGAAUCUUCAGUCGAUAUUUCAGCCAGGUUAGGAGGUGUCUUCAGCCCAAAGAGUGAAAUGACUGACUUUAUUCCAAAUAUUUCCUCAGAGGCUGAACCUGAACAUCCUCAGAGUUCAGCAAUGUUGCCUACAGGUGUAGAAGGAGAAAGGAGUGUAGGUGAGUUUGUCCACCAACCAGAACUCAAGCUGGGGAAGUUUUUAGGGCCAACCAUUUUAAUCAGUGAGCCCACCGAAGAAAGAGAAGAGACAAGCUCUGAAGGUAUAACUGAAGAGAAAAUACUGAACUUGAAUACUGGAGGGUAUGACAACCAGCCUAGGUUUGACCAUGCAGAAAUUUCCGGUCAGCAAAAUGAAGCUAGUAGUUUAGCUGGUGAAUGCCUGAUUUUAAAGCAAAUUGGUUAUGAAAUACUUUAUUUCCUCAUUUUUGUUGUGUUUUGUGUUGCUCUGUACCACUAUGAUUUAAUUGUUUGCUUUGCCCUGUACUUAUUUUCAUUGUACUGGCUAUACUGUGAGGGCAGGGGAAGUAAGGAAUCUGUCAAAAAGAAGUAAAGACUCUGCUGUCUAUAUGAAGUACUUAACAUUUAAUCUCAGUAUGUCCCAAAGGACAGCAACGUCCACUCUUAGAACCAAUGCAAGACUCCCCCCCUCCCGAAGCAUUGCUUAAGAGCACAUGAAGUUUUCUCCUUCAUAAUAAGUAAUUAUUCUGCAUAGGACCAUUAUGUUUGGAUCAUUAAAUACCAAUACGAAUAUGAGUUCUGAAGCACAUCAAGGUAAAAUUAAGUACAGCUGCUGUUCCUUAUCAGGUUAUGGAGACGUGAAGCUUCAGGCUUUUCAGAUUUUAUUGCAUUCAUUUGUUUUGUAGUGAAGCUUCGUUCUUUUCCCCGGAGUUUUUUUUUUAAAAAAGGGUUUUAUAUAGCAAGUAAAUAAAGAGGGAAUGGCAUUAUGACUAAUUCAGUAAUAAGGCAUGUCCUCUACACAGGAGUUUCCUGUGCUAGCACAUUAUCACUAAAGUGGAGAGAAUGGAGGCAGACCACCACGCACAUGCACACACGCACGCGCACACACGCACACACUCGCACACAAAGAGAGAGAAAGAGAAAGAACACUCAAGGCACCAUGUUGUCUGGGACUUUUGCACACCAUUCCCCCACAUGAGCUCGUCCCAUGAUGUUCCUAGUUUGUCAAGCGAACAAAUAGGAAUCAGAACCAACAUUGGUUUGUAGAGCUUUGACAUGCUGGAUCUGUGCCCCAGAGCCUGCCUUGCCCUCCCAGUCAUGCCAUCUGGACAUGCCUUUGCUAUCAAUAUUGACCACGGGCACAACCUCUUGGAAAGUUCCCCUGCGCAUGCACCGUUGAGAUGUUAUCAGAGCGACACAGGAGCACAUAGACUCUGCUGCUUAUAUCCAAUGGGCUACUAGUAUUAUUAACCAGCACAUUUUGCUAGAACUCAUUUCAUGGGUUAAAUAAGGAGGGGUUGCUAUAAUGAGCUAUAUGAGGACUAUUUAUGUCUGCACAGAGUCACAUCUAGACUCCAGAGUUGGUACGACGUGUGUGUUUCAAAAAAAGCAGGCCCUUGCUGACACCACAGAGCUGAGAGGGACUGUUAUAGGAUGAAGAUUACAAGCUAGAGCCUGAUUGUCUUCAGAUUCAUGUUUAUAUAUUUUUUUUGUAAAUGAAGGCUGAGUAACCAAUAGGAGAACUUCACAUAAUGUAGCGUUAUUCCAAUUGGACUUUCUGAAUGUUGUUGUUUUGACCAUAUUGCUUAAGAGAGAGAAUCCCAAUGAGCAUUACGUGAUAGUAAUAAACAAAAUUUGAAUGGUUUGAUUGUGUGUGGACUACUUGGGAAUGAAAAAAGAAACAGAAGUGUCUUAAUAAUUUUGCUGUAUACAGCAUGGAUGAUGUAGUGUGGCUCCGAAUCCACUUGCACGGGAUGUUCAGAUCAGACUCCGAUGAGCAGAAUGGAAGUCUAUGGUGUGCUUGUAUGUGUCUGAUUUAGCAUUUGGCAGAAUUGGACAACAGAUGUAGAAUCCUGAAAUCCCUAGCUCUCCUCCCUCCCCCAAAAGCAAGCUUCUUCCAGUGGCCUACACCCAACUGUUCUGUUCCAAAGACCUAACGGUAUUUACAUCUAUGGAAGAGGAGGUAGCAAUUUCUGCCUUCCCUGUCCUCUCUGCUGAGCCCCACUUUGCCCCCAGUGCUCUUCCAGAGAGUCUGCUGGACAAAAUUUCCAGGGGGCUCAGUGGACUGUAGCAGGCAGGGAGCCAGUGGCAAAGUCCCACUCUGCAAAGUCCAUGGAUAGCUAUCUAGAUCCCACCUGGUUGUGAAUGGGCAGACUGCCACUCAAGUCUCUAAAUCCAUGCACACUCACUUGGGCACAUAGAUUUGCUGUCUAAGCAGUCAUUCCCAGUCAUUUAACUGGAAGGUCCCUAUCUGCGCACACAAAGAAAAGCAUGCCCAGAUUGUCUCGGUAGCGGCCAAGACGCUUAUCAAGUGAAAUCCCUGGGUGCAUGCUUGUGUAUCAGUCAGCAUCACAUGACAAUGAAGCUUUAGUGUGUUUUCAAAAGGAAAAGGGGACAAAGAGUCUUUUGACCCUUCAUUUCUAGUAGCCAUAGUGAUGGGCAAUUCCAGCCUUCACCUGCAUGUAUUAUUCUGUAAACUGAUCUUGCAUUUGAUGAAGUGAACUAUGACUCAUGUAAGCUUAUACUGGAAUAAAUUUUAUUAGUCUUGAA